Messenger RNA from Tetrahymena thermophila SB210, 288 nucleotides. RefSeq lists its product as hypothetical. Lineage: Eukaryota; Ciliophora; Oligohymenophorea; Hymenostomatida; Tetrahymenidae. The record is from RefSeq and is a predicted model, not a curated record. The transcript has 5 exons.
AUGUAUGCAACUAUUUUAGAUGAAGGGCACUUUCAGUUAAAAUCUAUUUCAAAUAAAAAUAAAUUCAAGUAAUCUACCAAAACAAUUCAAUCACUUAAAAAUCCCAAAUAAUACCCUUUAUUGAAAAAUGGCUAUUAAUAGCUUGAAGAAGAUAAAGACUUGAGCUUAGAGGAUAACCAAAGAAGCCAUAUUUUGUUGUUCCAUAAAAUAUAAAGCAAAAUAUUUGGAAUGAAUCCUUCACAAAUACUUUAUGAUUUAUAUGGUAUGGACUUAGAAUAUGCAAAGUGA